Messenger RNA from Brassica napus (rape), 3001 nucleotides. RefSeq names its product transcription factor bHLH126-like. Gene Ontology annotation, molecular function: RNA polymerase II transcription regulatory region sequence-specific DNA binding; DNA-binding transcription factor activity, RNA polymerase II-specific; protein dimerization activity. The coding region runs from base 1206 to 1862 and encodes 218 amino acids. The record is from RefSeq and is a predicted model, not a curated record. The transcript is spliced from 3 exons. NCBI's taxonomy places the organism in Eukaryota, Viridiplantae, Streptophyta, Magnoliopsida, Brassicales, Brassicaceae. Gene Ontology annotation, biological process: regulation of transcription by RNA polymerase II. Gene Ontology annotation, cellular component: RNA polymerase II transcription regulator complex.
GAGUCUUAAUCAAAACAAGCACUUGUCUCCGAGAAAUAAGAUUGCAGCGCACAGACAAAUGCAUCAACAUCAGGCGGUGAAUAUCGUGAUCAGCUUCAGCACCAUCAAGACCAUUACCUCGUUCCUAUAGCCUUAAAAUCGGAAUGAUUCUGUACUGAAAAACUCGGACCUUGACAGCGGGAACAUGACUGGAACAGUAACUUGUGGCUUCUAAUGAAGAAUGUCGUACCUCGUUCCUAUAGCCUUAAAAUCGGAAUGAUUCUGUAUCACUACCAAGUUUAAUUUCGUACUCCCUCCGUUUCAUAAAGAACAUAGUUUUGACAUUUUUUAUACAGAUUAAAAAAAUAUUUGAAAUAGAUUAAAGUUCUUAUUAAUUACGCAUAUUCAAUCAAUAGUAUUUGAGAUAAAUAAAAUUAUUUACAAAAUCAAUGAAUUUUAAAUUAAUUUUAAACUGAAAAGUUGCAUUGGAAUUCUAAAAUGACAUUUUUUUUGUAACAAGAAAAUUUUUUUAUAGUGACACUUAAUACGAAACAUAUUACGACGAUCAACAGAGUUAGUUCUUUUAGGAUGAUAAAUGAGAGCACCUCCAAUGGGGGUUCUACCCAUUGGAGUUCUAAAAAUAAAUAUGUGUGUAUGUAUGUAUUGUAUAUGUGUAUAUAGUUGUGGGGUCCACUAAAUAGUGUAAAACCCCUAUCCAAAAGUUCUAAAAGUUUUGUUUUUAGAACUUUUGGUUAGAGGUUCUACACUAUUUAGUAGACCCCACAAUUACAUAUACAUAUAUAAUAUAUACAUAUAUACAUAUUAAUUUUUAGAACUCCAAUGGGUAGAAUCCCCAUUGGAGGUGCUCUGAGUGUUUACACACCGUUGAUGCCUAGUUUGUAAAGCGGCAAAACGCUUUACCAAUUCAAUCAAUAAAAAAUGUUUUACAGGAGCAAGGACUCAUGCCGACGCAUCCAAAAUUUUAUUUUUUUAACUAAAAACCAAAUUUCGUAGGAAAAAAAAGAUUUAUGUUGAAAAGGUAAUGCCGGAAGCUGCAUUAUUUGGUCCUAAUGAGUAUUUAUAUAUUAAAUGAAUGGGAACCAUUUGUUUCUUUAAAGCACCAUCCUUUAAUAAAAUAACGAGUAAACAAUACAAUAAAUCAUUAUAGGACAUAUCCACAAAUCCUAGGGAGACUUGGCAUUGCUAAAGCUCAAAGUUUUUAAACUAUGGAUCCUUAUCAGAAUUCUAAUCCGAGAGGGAACCAGGAACAUAUGCCAUUUGGCUCAGCCGGCGACGGUGGCAGUGGUGGCUCCGAUAUCCCCCAAGGAACAGUUGACAAUAAGCAGAAGAAGAAGCUUCUCCACCGCGACAUCGAACGCCAGAGAAGACAAGAAAUGGCUACACUUUUUGCUUCUCUUCGUGAUCACCUACCUCUUCAAUACAUCAAGGGGAAGAGAGCUGUUUCGGAACAUGUAGGCGGAGCGGUUAAUUUUAUUAAGGACACGGAAACAAGGAUUAAAGAACUCAGUGCAAGAAGAGACGAGCUAAUUAGAGAAACAUGUUAUACAUCGAAUCCGGAUCUAGCAAGAACUGCAUCCGAGUUAGGCAACUCGGUUCCGGCGAGUGUGAUGGUGCAACCAUGCGUGAGCGGUUUCGAAGUGGCGGUGAGCAGCGACUCGUCAGGUCCACAAGCUUUGCCACUCUCAAGAGUGCUUGAGGCACUUCAGGAGCUAGGGCUUGAAGUCAUCAGCUCUCUCACAACAAGAGUUAAUGAGAGGCUCAUACACACUAUUAGAGUCGAGGUUAAUAGUUUUGGAUGCUUGAACUUAGCUUGGUUGCAGCAGAAGCUAGUUGAGGAGUUGAUACCUUCGACGGGGUACUAAUAAUUAAGAAAGAUAACACUCUUAGUCCUAAAGACUUAUUUUUCGUAUGAUCUCUUUUCCAAGUGCUCUUUUUGCUCGUAGAUUUGGUAUUAAAGCUUGUUAAUGGAUAUAAACAAAAGGCGUACGUUUUCGUUGAUACCACAUGUUCGUUGCUCCAAAUAGAUUAUUCUCGUGCUCAUGAACUUAUAUACACCUAAUAUGAAAUCUAUAUAUAUAGAAACAAGAUUUUCACAUGCUUUCAAGUGCAUCAAUGGAACACAAAUAUAUGUUAUAUAUAUAUAUAUAUAUAUAUAUAUAUAUAUAUAUACGUUGGAUAUGGCGUAUACUCUUUUCAUACAUUUUACAACAAAACUAUGUUCUAACUGUUUUCAUGAUAAAUAUGCUAAUAUGCAGAAAUAUCUAAUGCUUUUAUGAAACUUCAUCUUUGGAGCGGGUCUUGAAAGUCAUUCUUGGAAGGAGGCGUAGCUUAGGUUUAAACAAGUCCAGGUACGUACUGUUAUGUUUUCGAAAGGAUUUUAUGAGUAGGUCAUAAAGUUCAUCAUCAUUCACCGCCCACACCGUAAAGAUUUUUGUUGCGUGUUUCCUUUACGUUUUGCUUAUUACCUCCAACUUUUAGUUAUCAUGUGUCCCUUUUUUUGUCAGCCAUGUUUCCCUUUCAUUAUAACGUUUUUGUAUUAUUCCAUUGUCAUGUUUUCAUGCGUUUUUGUGUAUGGAUAUAAGGUUUUAUGAAAUGUAUUAUCCCAUGAAUCGUUAAGUCCUACUGGAAACAAGGCCAAUGCGACAACAUAAUAUAUAGCACCUAAUUUUAUCCAGAAAAGUAUGAAAUUUACAGACCAUAACAUGUACUGGUCUGUUAAUAUUAUCGUUGUGUCGAUGUUCAACUCUGCAUAAUGUAAUAGAUAUAUAGUGUGAAGCCAGGGUAGGUGGGAACUAUCUUUUGGGCUCUAUAGGUCAAAAUCUGCAAUGUUCACGUGUUUCCCUUGUCUCUCGACAUCUAUAAUCACGCACCUCUCAGCAAACAUCGGCCAAAAAUAUGCUCAUAUUCUCAAAUUCCUUGAGUAACUGCAAUAUAAGGUUGAAAACAAAUUCCAUAUUGCAUGCAAGCAAAAUUGGGAGAACCCACUAUGAUAUUGCUCACU